Molecule: messenger RNA, 2948 nt
Organism: Scylla paramamosain (green mud crab)
Lineage: Eukaryota; Metazoa; Arthropoda; Malacostraca; Decapoda; Portunidae
Exons: 5
Coding region: 655-1506 (283 amino acids)
Biological process (GO): termination of RNA polymerase II transcription
Cellular component (GO): mRNA cleavage factor complex; cytoplasm
Molecular function (GO): mRNA binding; RNA polymerase II complex binding; phosphatidylinositol binding
Source: RefSeq, a predicted model, not a curated record
UUCACAGUUCAACUCCUGGCUGAUUUCAGCCCACAGCCUAUCCACAACAUUCCUGUUAGCGUGGUGCUUAUUCCAUUUAUUCCAUACUGGCUGUCUCUCAUACACCUUGGCUAUCAGGAGCUCAACAUCCAUCCUUCUCUCCACUCAGUAGCGUCCACCCGCGCGGGUUGAGCAGGCAAGAAUGAUCGGAGCAAACAGGAAAGCGGGUUGAAGCAGGCUGCCGGCGCCGACACGCUCGAACCUGCUUCCUCUGUGCACGCCUACACUUGUUUAUAUGGUUUAAUUCUUGGCGCGGGUCGGCGCCGGUUGCCCGCGCUGGCAAACCUGCUUUCUCUGUGCACACACCCUAAGAGAGACUAAAAACAGCAUGAUUAAUGAACUUAUGUUUAAUCAGUUUUACCAUUUCUAAUAUGCAUUGAAAAUUUACAUGUAAAUAUUCUGGUGAUCCUGAGUACUGAAGGAAGAGACGAGGGUACCAAUAGUGCAGUUUCUGCGUAGACUCUGACUUAUAUUAAAGGCAGUUCGUUCUUCACCAAACUGAAGAGUUCGUGAUCAUUCCAGUGUUUAUCAGGCGAGUUACAUCCGCCAUGCCUGAACCUCCAGCGGAUGUUCAAGAAUGAAUCACAAGGGGAAAAAUAACUGAGGGUGGAUGGCAUGGAGAGGAUGCCUGCUCUAUACCUUCUGGACUCCAUCGUGAAGAACGUGGGCAGUCCCUUCACGGAAAUUAUUCAGUCCCGCAUCUCUGAUGUCUUUUACAAAUUAUUCCAUGAGGGUGAAAAGAAAGUCCGGAAAAUGUUGUUUGAUUUGCGGCGUAGUUGGAAUGACAAGUUACCUCCCAAGCUCUUGGUUACAAUGGACCAGAGAGUAAGAAUGAUGGAUCCUGCUUGGCCGGUCUUCCAGAUGUGCCAGAAACCCAAUCAGGAGUCAUACCUGCCAGCCUCUACUAGCAGCAGUCCUGCCACUUCUUCACUAAAUGGGAGCCCUCAAGAAAUUAACACUCAGGAACAUCCUUUUGAGUUAGUCUAUGUUGGACACAAGAGACUUCCCUGGCCCCGUACCCCCAACUUGGAAUCUUGGAUUCCUCGUUUGCCACCACCUCCCGAACUUGAUGCUCCUGGAUGCUUCCCUACACCUAGAAGUACAUCCUCUGGUGGUACACCAAGUAGUACAUCCUCUGAUGGUACACCAAGCAGUACAUCCUCUGAUGGCAAAUCCCCUGAUGGGGUCUUCAUCCACGAAACUCUGAAAUCCUCAAAUGGGAAUAUUCUUCAGUCUUGUAGUCCUUUAGAUUUUUCAAGCCUUUGUACCAAAGGAGCUGAUAGGAAACGCAAGAGGUAUCAAGAGGAGUCACAUUCUCUCUCAAUCAAGUGGCAGAGGAAAGAAGUAAGUGAGGGUGAAUUUAGCAGGAUAUGUUUAAAAUUGUUUCUAGGGAAAAAUCUCUGUGCAUCAUUUCUGAAUCAUGGAAGUUUUGGUAUAUCCAUUUUUUUUUUUUUUUUUUUUCAUUAGGAUAACUUGAAGCAAACAUAAGGUCUUGUAUAGUAUAAUUUAUUCUAUUUUUUGAGGUCUGACAUCAAGAGAAUGGGUAUGACAGUUUCCACUUAAACCUAUCUGUAGGUAGUCCUUGCCUCUUGUAUUUUUUUUGCUUUAUUUCCAGUUUGUAAUACCAGUUAUGAUAACUUUAGGAGAGAAGGCCUACAUCAGAAUUUCAUCCUUUUCUAUUCAGAUGCUUUAUUCUUAUGCAUUUUUCCAUCUUUUCUCUUGUACAUUUCUGGAAGUGAUACCCUCCUUUUAAAGGAGGCCUUUUUCACACAAAGCACAUUGAUCUGUGUCAGGUAGUUCAAGGAAUGUAUGCUUGAACCUUCUCUCCAACUUGCACCUAAAAUAUUUGGCCUUAAAGUGGUCUCUUACAAGUUUUAGUUCUAUUCUCUAUUGUUUACUUACUUUGUAUAAUACAGUACACCUUUUUUUUUUUUUUUCAUCACCAGGCAGUAAAAUAAUAGUGGAUUAUGAUUGUGGUGAAAAGUGUUAAAAUUCAAUAGAAAACUAAAUGAGUUUGAGUUAUAGAUGUGUUAUAAACAUUUAUACCACUUUCUGUCUUAUGUUGAUUUUUCACAUUAGUGACAUUCUACUAUCAAUAAAAAUUAUAGCAUAGGAUAGAAACAGUUACACUGCCACUCAUCAAAUGUUUAACUCCAUAUUCAUUCAAACUAACAACACCUGAUCCCAGCUUUCAUUCCCUUUACUGCUAGUUGCACUUCCUCUUUCAUGAUCAUAGAUGAAAUUCUCCAAACAUAUUAAUUGUUUACUCUAUUACUAUUGCAACAAUCUCUUGCUACCUGACUUCUUUGUUCAACAAUCCCAUAAGUUGCUCUACUUUUCUCUAUACUUCAUUAUUCCCUACAGUCAAUCUCUUGACAUCCAUUUUCUUUUCUAAAACAUUUUCAAAAUAUCUAUGUUUCCAACCUAAAAUUUCAUGUGUACUCAGUGCAUAUGUCUUUAGAUAUGCCACCUGGUACAUUACAGAGCCAAUUGCUUGCAUCUUUAGAUAUGCCACAUGGCAUCUUACUCCUCCUUAAGGUAGUUUUCAACUACAGACAUACUUCCUCACUCCAUUAUUGAUUUUGUUUUCUCAUCCCAACAUCCAUUCCUGCCAUACCACACACCUCUUCUGCACAGCACUCUAAUAUAACUGUCUUUCUUCAUCCAUGUCAUCAUGAUCUUUCCUUUCACUGCAUCCCAUGCACCAUCCAACAUCUCUUAAUUCUUUUAUAAUUUUCUCUUUUGCCCAACUCACUCACUUGCAACGCUUCUUUGUUACACCAAACUUGCUUUGCUACCUUCCAUCCAAUAUGCCUCCACCUUCUAAAUUCAACACUUUAUAUUCCAUUUUUGGACAUGGCCAUGUUGAUAGCUUAAAUGCCGGCUUGGACAAAUAAAUAGCACACCAC